AUGGCAAGUAUCACCAAACACAUAGCAACAUCAAUCCCACCAAAACCAAGUAUACUCUUGAUCGGCAAACUCCACCAUUGCAAGAGUGAAUGGUCCAAACUGCAAAUCAAAUACAGAACAUAUGAGUUCACAGGCAACCGCCAGCAAUUUUUACAGAACUGUCAAUCCGGAACAUGGGAUGGGGUUGCAGCACUUUACCGAACAAAUUCAACACUCGAGACCGGGCCAUUCGACAAGGAUCUUAUUCGCACCCUGCCAUCGACAUUGAGGUUUAUCUGUCUCAAUGGUGCAGGAUAUGAUGGGAUGGAUAUAAAAGCUUGUACCGAAAGAGGUAUACAGAUUUCUAAUACUCCAAAGGUCGUUGCGGAAGCCACGGCCGAUGUGGCCAUGUUCUUGAUGUUGGGUGCGUUGCGCCAGGCUAUGAUACCAUUAGUAUAUAUUAGGAAAGGACAAUGGAAAGGUGAUACGCCUCUAGGCCGUGACCCUGGGGGCAAAGUACUAGGGAUUUUGGGGAUGGGUGCUAUUGGACAGGCUAUUGCGCAUCGGGCUCGUGCGUUCGGGUUGAAUAUUAUCUACCAUAACCGUUCCAAGCUCCCUAGAGAUAAAGAAGGGGACAGCAAAUAUGUGACGUUUGAUGAACUUCUGCGAUAUUCUGAUAUCAUCAGUCUUAAUUUACCAGCUACAGAAAAGACUCGACAUAUCAUCUCGAAAGCCGAGUUCGAGAAGAUGAAGGAUGACGUGGUCAUUAUCAAUACAGCAAGAGGCUCGUUACUUGAUGAAGCAGCCUUGGUAGAGGCCUUGCAAACAGGUAAGAUUGCUUCUGCUGGAUUGGAUGUCUUUGAAAAUGAGCCGGUUGUCCACCCGGGCCUGCUCCACGACAACAGAGUUAUGAUUCUACCUCAUAUUGGGACGACAACACGUGAAACCAAGUGUGAAAUGGAGUUAUUGACUCUGCGGAACAUAGAUAAUGCCUUGAAUUAUGACAAGCUGCUCACACCGAUUCCAGAGCAACGGCAAGACUAG
Aspergillus nomiae NRRL 13137 is the source of this 1023-nucleotide messenger RNA. RefSeq names its product D-mandelate dehydrogenase-like dehydrogenase. Gene Ontology annotation, cellular component: cytosol. NCBI's taxonomy places the organism in Eukaryota, Fungi, Ascomycota, Eurotiomycetes, Eurotiales, Aspergillaceae. The record is from RefSeq and is a predicted model, not a curated record. The transcript has 3 exons. Gene Ontology annotation, molecular function: NAD binding; hydroxypyruvate reductase [NAD(P)H] activity; glyoxylate reductase (NADPH) activity. The coding region runs from base 1 to 1023 and encodes 340 amino acids.